Molecule: messenger RNA, 600 nt
Organism: Nanorana parkeri
Lineage: Eukaryota; Metazoa; Chordata; Amphibia; Anura; Dicroglossidae
Gene: SUMO2
Product: small ubiquitin-like modifier 2
Exons: 4
Coding region: 128-415 (95 amino acids)
Biological process (GO): protein sumoylation
Cellular component (GO): nucleus
Molecular function (GO): protein tag activity; ubiquitin-like protein ligase binding
Source: RefSeq, a predicted model, not a curated record
CACGCAAAACGCGCUUUAUAAGGAGCAUUGCGUGCGCGCCCCCGCCAGACGAACCGCGCGGGUUCAGGCUCUUUGUGAAGAGGAGGCGGCACCAGCGACAUUACCGGAUACCGGCAUAGGACCGACCAUGGCAGACGACAAACCGAAGGAAGGUGUUAAGACUGAGAACAAUGAUCACAUCAACUUAAAAGUGGCUGGACAAGAUGGAUCAGUGGUGCAAUUUAAAAUCAAAAGACACACACCGCUCAAUAAGCUUAUGAAGGCUUAUUGUGAACGUCAGGGUUUGUCAAUGAGGCAAAUUAGGUUCCGGUUUGAUGGUCAGCCAAUUAACGAGACGGACACACCAGCACAGUUGGAGAUGGAGGAUGAAGAUACAAUUGAUGUGUUCCAACAGCAGACUGGAGGGAAGUUCUAGAACAAGCUAAAUGCCCAGCUGCUCACCCACUGCCUCCAUUUCAUCUUGUUUAUCUCCAUUCCUUUUCCCCUACUGUACAUAAAUAUAGGGUGGAUGUGUGUUAUUUUAGGGAAUGUUUUUUUUCCCCCCACUCCCCCUCUCAUAUUUUGUUCCCCCCCCCCUUUAAAACCGCCAGAAGUAGGUUU